This is a messenger RNA of Drosophila santomea, 1524 nucleotides long. RefSeq lists its product as uncharacterized. The transcript has 6 exons. The record is from RefSeq and is a predicted model, not a curated record. The coding region runs from base 310 to 1509 and encodes 399 amino acids. Gene Ontology annotation, cellular component: sarcolemma; dystrophin-associated glycoprotein complex. Lineage: Eukaryota; Metazoa; Arthropoda; Insecta; Diptera; Drosophilidae.
GUGCGUACAGUUGCACUCACGAUCCGUCCAAUCCGUUUAGAUUUUUAUUUUUUAUUACUUUUUUAGUUCAGUUUCAGUUCGAUUUUGUUUUGAUUUCAAUUCGGUUCAGUUUCUUUUUUUUUGCUUCAUUUUCUGAACGCUGCUUUCCCCGCCUUCGCUGUUCUCCAUCGCAACGAUUCCGAAUCGGACUUUCGUUUUUUCUGUUGCGAAUGCAGCCGAGAGUACUAUGCUCGUAGCGCCUGGAGCGCUGCUCUCGCCUGGUUUCAUCCUAGUUCCGGAAUGUCCACUUAGCCAGGCGAUUGGGGAGUCAUGCCAGUGCAACCAGUCCGACCCGUGAGCACCUACGACAACUUGGGCGCCUCCCAGUCCAAGCAGCUGGCGUCCGGCAUGGCUGGCGAACCGGAACCGGAAGUGGAAGUGGAGCUCAAUGGCAGCCACACCAGCCACAGCAUAGCCGCUGUAAAGGCGGCUCUAAACGAUGCCAAGUCCAAAUUCUUCGGGAUCAACAACUAUGAGUCACCCGCGGCCAAUAGGAGCGCACCACUGGCGAUUGUCAAGCCGGAGCCAAAGUAUCAGAAUGUACCGCAGCGGGAUGAGCUGCCGGCAGUGGCAGCUGCUGCCGAUCCGCCAACGCAACCAGCACAGCUGCCGGCUCCAGCUGGCGAUCAUGGUAGGGCACUGCGCUAUGCGACCACCUACGAACAGAUUCCCCUCAGCGACUUGGAGCCACCGCCGCAGGCAUCGCAGGCCGUCUACAUGAGCACCACGGUGCCACAAAACAUGAAGGGCAUGAAGAUCGCCGGACGACAUACGCCCACUCGCAACAGCCUGAGGCACAGCCGCAUGAUCGUUGUCAAUCACAAAAACCACGACGGUCUCCAGGCCACCAGGAAUCUGAAUAUAUCCCGCCAGCUUCUAGUUAUGCAAUUAGCUGUGGGACUCUUUAUUGUGGGUCUUGCCGCUUGGAUACUAAUCCUAGCCCCAAACGCAUCCAUAUUGAUCAAUCCGUAUCUGAGCGGACUGUCGCUGCUUUUGGCCAGCAUUGCGGGUCUCAUACUGCUUCGAAGGGAUCACAAGAUCACGGACCACAGACCGCCCAACAGUUGCUACAAGGUCCUGCUGGCCGAGUCGUACGUCUUCACUGGCCUGGCUCUGAUCUUCUGCUGCUUGGCCCUUGUCUGUGCGGCGAUCGAGUUCGCGGAGCUCAUCUCAUCCGCUGAUGGUGAAUGCGGACCAACAUCGAGCUCACUGCUGAGCUAUCACAAUUGCACCUGCUUUCCGGCAGGUGAGGCGGUGGCCAAAUCCUCCUCCGAGGCACCAAUGGCAUUCACUGCUGCCCAGGAGGAGCCUUCACAAAACGAUGGUUGUGCCGAGCUGCGGAUCGAAUGGAAGUAUCUGCUCGCCUUCUCGAUGGCGCUCAACACUCUGGGCAUAGUUGCAACAUUCUUAUACAUAACGCUAUUUAUUUGUUGCCACCGCAAGAGAGAGCACUUUUACACGUCUGUAUGAGGAGGUUUACACCUA